AUGUCCACAGAGAAGAAGCCAAAGAAGAAGAAGCCAGAUGCAGAGUCAGCGAAGGCGAACAGUGCUAAAGGAGCAGAGGCCAAACCCAAGAAAGCAAGCAAAGCCAAGAAGAAUGAGGAGGCUUCAGAAGGAGACGAGAGCACUCCUGCAAAGAAUGGAAAGACUGUAAAGAAAAAGAAAGCUGAGAAAGAUAAAGAGGAAACAGCUGAGAAAGAACCAAAAAAGAAAACGAAAAGUGCUCCAAAGAAAAAGAAAGACUCUGAUGAUGAAGAAGAAGAAGAAGAUGAUGAUGAUGAUGAAGAGCAGACCCCUCAGAAAAAGACUAAGAAAAAAGCCACAAAAGAGAGCACACCAGCUAGCUCUAAGGACAAAAAGACAAAAACCAAAGAAAAUAAAAGUGAAUCUGAUACUAAAGGAAAACCUGCCAAGUCCAAAAAACAGGAGCCAGCUACCAUGUUCCAGAUUAAUGGUAACAAACCAGAUUUUGUCACCAAGAAGAAAGUAGUGAAGUCAGACAGUGAUGACAGUGAGCCUGAAACCAAACCCAGUAAGACCAAGAAGAAACCCACUGCCAGUCCGUCAUCCAUGUUCCAGACUGGGGGUGACAAAGAGAAGGCAAAGAAAGGAAAGAAAAAAAAUUCAGCUAAAGCAAAUGACAGUGAGGAGGAAAACAAAGAAGAAACAAAGAAGAAAAAAGGCAAAGGAAAGAAAAGCAAAAAGGAGGAGAGGCCUCCAUCCCCUGAGAUAGAAUUUGAUGACCUGGAGGAGUUUGUGCUGCAGCCAGCUCCUCAGGGCGUCACCAUCAAAUGCAAAGUGACUCGAGACAAACGGGGCAUGGACCGCGGCUUUUACCCCACCUAUUACCUCCACCUGGACAACGAGAAGAAGGUGAGAGUCUUUCUCCUGGCGGGUCGAAAACGGAAGAAAAGCGCAACGUCCAACUACCUGAUCUCCAUAGAUGCCACAGACCUCUCACGGGGAGGGGACAAUUAUAUUGGAAAGUUAAGGUCUAAUCUGGUGGGCACUAAGUUCACAGUGUUUGAUAAUGGUCUGAAUCCAGAUCGUGCUCUCAGAGACAUGUCCAAUGCCAGACAGGAGUUAGCUGCCAUCAUAUACGAAACCAAUGUGCUGGGUUUCAAAGGCCCAAGGAAGAUGACAGUGAUCAUCCCAGGAAUGGAUGAAGACAACCAGCGAGUGCCAAUUAGAGCUCGAAAUGAGAACGAAGGCUUACUAAUGCGUUACCAGAACAGACAGAUGGACAACCUGAUUGAACUUCAUAAUAAAACGCCCGUCUGGAACGACGAUAGCGCCUCCUACGUGCUUAACUUUUCUGGCCGCGUCACACAAGCCUCUGUCAAAAACUUUCAGAUUGUCCACAGCAAAGACAGUGACUAUAUUGUGAUGCAGUUUGGCCGCGUGGCAGACGAUAUGUUCACACUGGACUAUAACUAUCCCAUGUGCGCCGUCCAGGCCUUCGCACUCGCUCUGUCCAGUUUCGACGGAAAACUGGCCUGCGAGUAA
This is a messenger RNA of Chanos chanos (milkfish), 1521 nucleotides long. RefSeq names its product tubby-related protein 1 (gene tulp1a). The transcript is spliced from 13 exons. Gene Ontology annotation, biological process: protein localization to cilium. NCBI's taxonomy places the organism in Eukaryota, Metazoa, Chordata, Actinopteri, Gonorynchiformes, Chanidae. Gene Ontology annotation, molecular function: actin filament binding. The record is from RefSeq and is a predicted model, not a curated record. Gene Ontology annotation, cellular component: cilium. The coding region runs from base 1 to 1521 and encodes 506 amino acids.